Fundulus heteroclitus (mummichog) is the source of this 2109-nucleotide messenger RNA. RefSeq names its product synapse differentiation-inducing gene protein 1-like. The transcript is spliced from 3 exons. Gene Ontology annotation, cellular component: membrane. Bases 1117 to 1572 code for a protein of 151 amino acids. NCBI's taxonomy places the organism in Eukaryota, Metazoa, Chordata, Actinopteri, Cyprinodontiformes, Fundulidae. The record is from RefSeq and is a predicted model, not a curated record.
CAGAAGGUGAUUAGCACUCCAGUGUAUUGUAUAGCUCAUUGGUCGGGGCAAUGAGAGAACUUUCGUCUCCUUUUCUGUCGCUCGACGUUUUCUUGCUCAUGGUUUUUCAAGUGCUUAGAUAAAUUUGUUGUGUUUCCACUGAAUUUACCCGGCUUUUUACAAAACAUACAGCUUGAUUUCAUUUAUGGUACUAAAACAGAACCAAAAGGCGCUUCUUUCCCUGUUCGUGUUUUUCCGCUUCAGCGGUCUCUCUCGCUCAGUCUGAGCCGCAACCACGCGGUUGUUUGUGUGUUGAGUGAAGAGAAGCGGGCCAGGCUGAGCCUGGUGCUGAUUGGCUGGCGCCACUGUAUGAAGGUAAUCUUGUUCCAAUAGGAUUUGUGCAUUGUAAGCAUGAAUUUGAAGUUGUGGAGGGAGUUAAAUUCUAAGUUUUGUAUUUGUAGAAUUAAAAAAAAUUACAAGUACAAUUUUUUUUAUACCUGUUCAAAUUUUAAGUACAAGUGCACAAAUUGUGUUCUGUGAGUUGCACAUCAAAAACCUCUUACAUUCUCAGUUUUGCUCCAAAUGGUCCAGAACUAUUGUUGCUAAACUUUUUGUGCAUUGUAAUUUUGGUGUUUUGUAAUUGUAGAUCUGUCACAAGUACAAAAUAAAGUUACACCUCUUCAAAUUCUUGAGUACAAGUACACAAAUUGUGUUCUGUGAAUUGUGUAACCUGGUUGUAUUUCUUUUUUUUUGUUAUAAUUACACAAAAUGUUUUUAUUUGGUUAUUUGUAUUGUUACUUACCUGACUGAAACACCUCUAGAAAUUCUCACUGUUUUAACCGUGUUACUUUAAGAAUGGAAGCCCCUCCUUUUUGGUUCUUCUUCUGUGGUAUUGCCUUUAAAUAGUUUGCACCCCUUAGGCCCUCCCCCUUUGUCAUGUUGUCCUGCGGGAGAGGUGUGUGCUAUUUAUUUUUCCUCUGAAUAUAUACAGUUUAUUUAUAUAUAUAUUAAGUUUAUUUUUGUUAUGUACUUCUGUUUUAUGUAGGACUUGGAGCGGGCAGCCUAUAACACGGUUGUAUGUUGUUCUCGUCAGGUAUGUGGCAUAAAGAAGGUUUAUUUUCUUUAUUGUUGUGAGACAUGGUUCGCCCUUUGUCAUGUUGUCCUGCGGGAGAGGACUUGGAGCGGGCAGCCUAUAACACGGUUGUAUGUUGUUCUCGUCAGGGUUAUGAAUCCCCCCAGCAGCCUGGUGCAGUAUACAACCAGCCGCUGUACCCCAUGGGCCAGCAGUGUGAAGAAGAGGCAGUCCCCAUCACCAUUGAGUACGUCUACAUGACUGAAGAAAACUCUGUUGAUGACUUCCUGGGCUACUCCAUCUUCACCAUGCUCUUCUGCUGCCUCCCACUUGGAACUGCAGCUGGUGUCUACUCCCUCUUAGUCCGUCAAGCCAACCGGCUUGGUGACCGAACGUCUGCAAAGCGGAACAGCAGAACCGCCAGGACGUUAAACCACGUGGCUCUGGGACUGGGAAUUGCAUUGUGGGUCAUCCUCAUAAGUCUCCUGAUUUCAUUUUUUGUGAUAAUAUCUUCCCUUUGAUUGUCAUUUUGGAGGCAACCGGACUUUCGUUCAGUUCUUUCUGAGAGUGUUUCAACACCUAUCCAGGAGUCUGUCAAUUGUGGUGGGUCGCUCUUGAGCACUGAGAAUUUGCACAGGCAUUGUCAUUGUUUUCUGAUUGGAGAGUCCAAUGUGUAUAGAGACUUGGACAUUCUCUGACAGUUUUAUUUUGUAUCAAAACAAAGUGUUUUUAUUUCAAACAAAGUGGGACAAUUGACAAAGUAGUUAAGAAAUUUGAAAAAGUGGGGCCAUUAUCGCAGACAAUAGCCAUGUCUCAAUUCAUGGGCUGCAUUCCUGAAGACUGCAUUUGUAGGUCGAUUACGUCACAGCACUGAGACAAAGGCAGUUCUACUUAACGACUCCUUCAGAGGCUCCUUCAAAUGCAGAUGACAAGAUUUUAAAAUACUUCUGUCUAUAAAUCCCUGAAUGGCUUAGCACCAAAUACAUCACAGACAUCUUGUCAGUGUGUCAACCAAUCUAUAUAAAAUCAAGUUAAGUAGUUGUAAAAAAAAAAAAAAU